This is a messenger RNA of Parnassius apollo (apollo), 4065 nucleotides long. Lineage: Eukaryota; Metazoa; Arthropoda; Insecta; Lepidoptera; Papilionidae. The record is from the annotation of a GenBank genome assembly.
AUGUUAUUAGAUAGUUUACAAACAGAACGAAAGAAUUUUUGUUUUGGAUUUAAGAUGGCGGAAAUCGUAUUCCAAAAACGCAAAGUAGCGACAGUACUCAGCGCGGCGAAUCCUGUAAUAAUACUGCUGAUUGUGUGCUUGCUACAAAUUUGCACCGCACAAGUGAUAAACAGGGCACCGCACUUUGUACCGCAGACGGGUGACAUGUCUCAGUUCAGUUUGUCAGAAGAUACGCCAGUUGGGACACCGGUAUACCAAUUAAAAGGUAUCGACCCAGAAAAUGGUCAAUUAAGGUAUUCGAUAUCCGGACAGUACUUCGGCGUUGACUCUCUGACGGGUGUGGUGACGUUAGCCAAGACUUUGGAUCGAGAGGAACAGGCGACAUUGGAAGUCAUCAUUAGUAUAACAGAUGAAGGAAUUGCGAACACAGAACCAAAUACCGUAUCCCUACGGCGGGUUAUACCAGUUAAAGACGUGAAUGACAACUCGCCUGCGUUUCACAACCGGCCGUACAUUGUCAACGUAAGCGAGGCCACGCCAGUUGGCACCGAAAUUGAGGUGUUUCCAAAGAUUUUGGUUACGGAUCGUGAUGAAGGCGAAAACGCGAAGGUCCAAGUCACCUGUUCUACCGAUGAAAAGGGAAGCGAUUCCGAAGCUUGUUCUACAUUUAAAAUAGUUACUGAUAUGAUAAGUGAGAACGAGUACGAGGUGCGCGUGUUCCUGGCCCGCGCGCUGGAUUACGAGAGCCGGUCAGCGUACGUAGUGAGCCUCGCGGCGCGCGACGGUGGACGUGUACAGCGCGACGCACGUGCGAGCUUGUCAGUGUCCGUACGCGACGUGCAGGACCAGCCGCCGCGCUUCCUCAACGCGCCCUACUCCGCCACGCUGCACGAGAACACCGCGCCCAAUACAAGCAUAAUGGAAAUUAUUGCGAAAGACGGCGAUACGGCGAACCCGCGACCAGUGCUACUUACCUUGGAGGGCGAUUCAAUGCAGUACUUCAAGUUAAUACCAGAGAGACCCAUCGGCCGCGCAACGUUGGUUGCUUCGGAUAUACCGGUUGAUAGAGAAAGUGAUGUCGUUAUGCAAAAUGGCGGAGUUUAUGGGUUUUACGUAAAGGCAACAGAAUUAAUAAAUAACGAAGUACCAUCAGAUUAUACAGUGACACCUAUCACAAUAAUCGUAACAGACGUUGACGAUCAUGUGCCGAUAUUUAAUCAAGACGUAUACGAUGUAUCAAUACCGGAAAACAUUGAAAACGGUAGCCCUAUACCCGGGCUAUCGAUUUACAUUGAAGACAUUGAUAUCGGUCAAAACAGUAAAUAUGAUUUGAAAUUACGCGAUAUUUACAAUUCGAACGGCGUAUUCUCUUUAAGCAUUGAUCAUGGUGAAGGACGAACGCCAGUAAGUAUAAAAGUCAAAGAUUCCUCACGUCUCGAUUACGAUAUAGACGACGAAGACAAGAGAUAUUUUAGUUUCGAUAUCGUCACAUCACUAAAUGAUAUAGAAUUAUCAUCAGCAAGAGUUAACGUUAAACUUCUAGAUGUGAAUGAUAAUGCUCCUUCUUUCGAAGAGUCCAAUUACAAAUUCUAUAUAAUGGAAAAUUCUCCGGUGGGCACUAAAAUUGGUAAUGUUCAAGCAACGGACAAAGACUACGGUAUUUUUGGUGAAAUAGAAUAUUCCUUGACUGGAUUUGGAUCGAAUUUGUUUAAGACCGAUAAAACUAGAGGUGGUCUGUAUGUUGCCAGUAUUUUAGAUUAUGAAACGCAAAAAAGUUACAGCCUUACGCUGAUCGCUAAAGAUGGCGGCGGUAAGGCUUCCAGUACGAGUAUUUUUAUAGAUGUAAUGGACGCGAAUGAUAAUGCCCCCGUUUUUGAGGCUGCGGAGUACAGUAGAACUAUACGAGAUGGAGCUACAAGUUUUGAACCUCAGUUCGUUGUUAGGGCUACAGACAUAGACGGGCCAACACAAGGUGGCGGUCGUGUGCGUUAUACCCUUGUAUCAGACAAUAGCAUCACACGCAAAGGACAGGUAUUUGCAGUGAACGAGGACUCUGGAGAAAUUAGUAUUCUUGACAAAGUGCAAACUAUGGAUACACCAAGAGGGCAGUAUGAGUUGGUUGUGAGAGCUACUGAUUAUGGAACUCCACCCCUUCAUAAUGACACUCGCGUAUACAUCCGAGUGGGUGUUCCCGGCAAUCAACGGCCCACAUUCAAAGGCAACUACCAUCACUAUCACUACACAGUAGGCCACCAACCUGCUCUCAACGAUGAGUUAUCCCUUGAACUCAAUCCUAUGAACUAUCAGGCUGCUGUGAAGGAAAACUCUCCUCCUGGACAUAAAGUAACUACCGUUUUAGCAAACGAUCCGGAUGGUCUGGACGAUUUACUUACAUACCAUAUUGUAUCCGGCUCGAAGGACAAUUUCGUUAUUGAUGAGAAAACCGGUGUUAUAACAAUAUCAAGUGAUGCAAACCUAGACCGAGAUCUAAACCCCGACCGAUAUGAAAUCAUAGUCUCUGCUGUCGACAGCGGUGUCCCUAUUCCAGAAACCGCCACCACUACCGUUUUUGUCACCGUACAAGACGUCAAUGAUAAACCCCCCAAAUUUAACACUACCCAAACUACAACAUAUAUAUCCGAAAGAACUAAAGUUGGCAACGUUGUUACAAAGAUCGACGCUUACGAUACUGAUUCUAACGCAAAAUUAAAGUACAGUAUAGUGGAACCUAUAAAAGCGUUGUCUAAAGCUGGAAUUCAAUUAAAAUCAAACACACCGUAUGACUACAAAACCAUUUUUCGUAUAGAUGAAGACACUGGAGAGAUUUUUGUCAACGGAACGUUAGAUUAUAGCCAAGUGUCAAUUGUGAUAUUGACAGUCAAGGUGACUGAUAUAAAUGCGGAGAUAAACAAAGAAAACCAAUUCGCAACUGUAGAGCACACAAUUUACAUCCAACCUUAUAAUGAUAAAAAUCCACAAUUCACAAACCCAGGUUGGACUAAUUCAAAACCAGUGAUAUACCAUAAAGUGAAGGAAGACCAACCGAUUGGCAGCACUGUGUUAGUCCUAAUGGCUGAAGACCCUGUAUCUGGUCAUCUCAUUUCAAAUUUUAAAGUUAUAAAUUCAGAGACUGGACUCCUUCAAGUGGAUCCAUUGAGUGGACAAGUUGUUUUAACUAGACAUCUGGAUUACGAAGAACUGACUACACCAAAUCUGACGUUAACUGUACAGGCGACUAGUAACGAUGGAAGCAAACAUAGUAAUGCGAAAAUUAUUAUUGAAGUUGUCAAUAUCAACGACAAUCCGCCUAUAUUUGAAAAGGAGUUGUACAAAGUGAGCGUUUUGGAGUCCGUGGGGUACCCGGAACAGAUACUGACUGUGAAAGCAACUGAUGCAGACCUCGUGCUGACUGAUGAAGACAAGCACAAGGGUUACUCCGAAGUGAGAUAUCUCCUGAAGGGAGAGAACUCCGAACUAUUUGUUAUCGACAAUAUUACUGGAAUUAUACAGGUAGCACCGAACAAAACCCUCGACCGUGAGCGACAAUCCGUGUUGCGUUUGGAACUAGAAGCGUUCGACACUCCGGAAGGCGGCUCGCAGCGCUUGAAGACAUCUGCAGCUGUGCUCAUUGACGUGCUGGAUGUGGACGAUAAUGCGCCCACAUUUGAGAAGGAUGUCUAUACUGCCGUUGUGCCAGAAAACGUACCCGCGGGUUUCAGCGUGAUUAAUAUUACUGCUACCGACCCUGAUGAGGGACUCGGAGGCGAAAUUCGUUACGAGUUUCUGGAUGAAGGAGAGGCUAACGGUCUGUUCGUGAUAGAGAGUGCGACGGGCGAGGUCCGCACCCGCGGCGCACUGACGGGGCGCGGGCGCACGCAGCCGUACGUGGUGCGCGUGCGCGCGGUUGACCGCGGCGGACACGACGGCGACGCGCAGCUCGCGCUGUACGUGGGCGACGUGAGCGCUAACGACGGCGUGCCGCGGUUCCUGCGCCCCGCCGCCAGCGACCGCCUGCACGUCACAGAGGUCAGUCAACUGCGUCAGCUUUGUCACUGCAGACGGUGA